CGGAAGUGCGCUCUAGGCUUUUUUAGUAUGGACGCGUUCGCUUGAUGGUCACGCGCUGUAGAAUUGUAGUCCGCGCGAGCGUCAUGCCAGUGAAAAUGAAUGCGGAUUGAAGAGGCGCGCGGAGAGCGUUUGUUUUGCGCUGUAAACGGGAGACGAAUAUGGGCAGCUGAAACUCGGGAACGAGUGGAAACGAAAGGUUGAAUGGUUACUUUAUACCCCUCGCCGAAGUGUUACUGUAACCGGACUGAGGGAAGUUAAAGGGGCUUUUCAGCCUCACCACAGUAACAAGCUCUUGAGGGGAGCUGCGCUGCGUGCUAACGAGCUACAUGGGACAUACUUUGAAUUAUUUAAUUGCGGCUCGCGCAAGCGCGUAUCGAGUAUAGCAGCGCGCAGAUGGUAGACUAAAGCGCGUUCAUGGAAAACGGACAUAUUUGCGUUUGGGAAGGUAAAAACUGACACCGUAUCGAGCGCGUUUGGCCCCUCUCGUCAUGCGACGGUGGGGGAGGAUCGGAGCAGGGACCUCACAGCGGAUUUCAUGUUUCGCAACAAUGUUAAUGCCCCAUAGCGAGGGAUUAUAAGGCCUCAAAAUGACAAUUGGUUUCCAAACGCGCGCUCGAGAAGUUGCGUAAAGAGUUUGUUCAGCGAAUAUCUAUCGAUAAUAACCAAAGCAGAGCGCCCAAUCCAAUCUAAACUCAGUAAACGGGAAUGUAUAUAUCAAGUAUCGUUGAUUGCAGCAUGCCAAGUCUAUGAUCUGCAUCAUUUGCUCGAAUUGAUCAGGGAACCAUUUCGGAAGCUUGUGUGUAUCUUAACGCGUCUUUAUGUGUGAAGUUAUUUUGUGGUCCUCUGCGCAAAUGGCGUCUUUCCCAGACUCCGACCUGCAAACAUGUCCGCUGUGCAAGGAGCUGUGCGGCUGCUCUGCUCCGAUCUCCUCCAAUUCAUCUACCUCCUCCUCGUCCUCCCAGACCUCCAACUCCUCAUCUACCUCAUCCACCAGGAGGCUGCACGUCUUGCCCUGUUUGCACGCCUUUUGCAGGCAAUGCCUGGAGGGCCACAGGAGCCCAGGUGACCCUCUGAAGCUCAGAUGCCCCACAUGCGACCAAAAAGUAUCUCUGUCGGAAUCAGGCGUGGACGCGCUGCCUUCCUCCAACUUUCUCUUCAGCAACCUGCUGGAUGUGGUGGUCUCUGCUGAGGAACAGGGCAAGAACGGUCGGCCUUCAUCGGUGGUCCAUCACGGUGGUCUUCUGAGACCCCAUCACCUCUCAGACCCUCAGUGCAGCUCUUGUGAUGAGGGCAACCCCGCUACCUCCCACUGCCUGGACUGCCAGGAGUACCUGUGCGAUAACUGCGUCAGGGCCCACCAGAGAGUCCGACUCACCAAAGACCACUUCAUCGAGAGUUUACACCUGGCCAACCGCACCAACAACUCCAACACCCCGAUCAGCAUCUCCCAGUCCUUCCACAACAGCUUCUCCAUGCUGAAUGUUUUCCAGGAGAGGAUGGACUUCUGCCAGCAGCAUGAUGACGCGGUACUACGUUUUUUCUGCGACAGCUGCGGCGUGCCGAUUUGUAGAGAGUGCAGCUUGGGCAGACAUGCGGGUCACAGUUUCACCUACCUGCAGGAAGCACUGCAGGACUCCAGAGCGCUGACCAUCCAGCUGCUCGCAGAUGCACAGCAGGGCAGACAGGCUGUACAGCUGAGCAUCGAGAAAGCCCAGGCCAUUGCUGAACAGGUAGAGCUGAAGGCUAAGGUUGUUCAGUCAGAAGUAAAAACCAUCACUCUUCGUCAUAAGAAAGCUCUGGAGGAACGCGAGUGUGAGCUGCUCUGGAAGGUGGAGAAGAUUCGCCAGGUGAAGGCAAAAUCACUUUACCUGCAGGUUGAGAAACUACACCAGAAUCUCACCAAGCUGGAUAGUACUAUCUCCACAGUGACGCAGGUUCUAGAAGAGGGCCGUAGCAUAGAUGUCCUGCUAGCGCGAGAGCACAUGCUAAAUCAGCUACAGGAGCUUAAAUCCCUCCGCUGCAUCCUACAGCCCCAAGAAGACGAUCGCAUCAUGUUCACCCCUCCAGACCAGGCUCUUCUGAUUGCCAUCAAGUCCAUGGGCCUCAUCAGCAGCGGAGCCUUCGCCACAGCUUCCAAAGCUCAUGGUGAAGGCCUAAAGAGAGCGCUGCAAGGAAAGCUAGCUUCCUUUACCGUCGUAGGGUAUGAUCAUGAUGGUGAGCCUCGGUUGUCCGGUGGUGACAGCGUCUCGGUUGUGCUUAUGAGUCAAGAUGGUCAUCUGUCCAGUGCAGAUGUUUCCGACCACCAAGAUGGAACAUACACAGUCAGCUAUCUGCCCAAGAGCGAGGGUGAGCAUUUGCUUUCGGUGCUUAUAUGUAAUCAGCACAUUGAGGGAAGUCCUUUCAAAGUGAUGGUCAAAUCCGGUCGCAGUUACGGCGGUGUAGGCCUGCCCAUUGCAUCUUUCGGAGGAGAGGGCGAUGGGGACGGGCAGCUGUGUCGUCCUUGGGGCAUCUGCGUGGAUAAGGAGGGCUAUGUGGUGGUCGCUGACCGAAGCAACAACCGUGUGCAGAUCUUCAAGCCUUGUGGCACGUUCCACCACAAGUUUGGCACUUUGGGCUCACGACCGGGCCAGUUUGACCGCCCUGCUGGGGUCGCCUGUGACAGCCAGAGGAGAAUCAUUGUGGCAGAUAAGGACAAUCACCGCAUCCAGAUCUUCACCUUUGAGGGUCAGUUUCUUCUCAAGUUUGGUGAGAAGGGAACCAAAAAUGGACAGUUCAACUAUCCAUGGGAUGUGGCCGUCAACUCUGAAGGCAAGAUCCUGGUUUCGGAUACACGCAACCACCGCGUGCAACUCUUUGGACCAGAUGGGACUUUCCUCAACAAAUACGGAUUCGAAGGUGCCCUCUGGAAACAUUUUGAUUCGCCUCGUGGUGUGGCCUUCAAUCAGGAAGGCCACCUCGUUGUGACCGACUUCAACAAUCAUCGGCUGCUUGUCAUCAGGCCCGACUGCCAGUCAGCGCGCUUCCUCGGGUCCGAGGGAACCGGAAAUGGCCAGUUCUUGCGGCCGCAAGGCGUAGCUGUGGACCAGGAGGAUCGUAUUAUCGUGGCCGACUCCCGCAACCAUCGCAUUCAGGUGUUUGAACCCAACGGCAACUUUUUAUGCAAGUUUGGGACACACGGUAACGGCUUCGGGCAAAUGGAUCGCCCCUCGGGUAUAGCGGUUACCCCAGAUGGAAUGAUCGUGGCUGUGGACUUUGGAAACAACCGAAUCCUCAUGUUCUGACCUUUUAAGGUUUGAAAUACAAAACUGUAGGCGUGGACAAAUGGAAAAGGAGAUUUUGCACAUCUGUCAGGAGCAAAUGCAGUCUGAUUUAGCGAGGUGAUGAGCUGUGUGGACUUGAUAGUUUUGUACGAUUCUCAGUGAUCGUGUAACUCCAAAUGCUUGCCGUUACAGCACACAGUUUUGGCUGCUGCAAGCUGAGAGUGUUUUGCUCUUGGUAUGUGUCUUCAAAUCUUUUUUUUUUUUUUUUUUCUCAGGGAAUUUCUUGCAUUCUUGAAAUAUUUUCUCUCUGUAUUACACCUACCUCAUCUAGCUUAUGUAUGAAUGUACUCACGUUUGUGCAGAGACCUAGUCCGUGAAGUUUUAUAAAGAAACGUCUACCUCAGUGUUUUUUUUUUUUUCGUAAACUGUGAGGACAAAAAAAAAAAAAAGAAAAAAAAAACUAAACAAAAUGAAGCAAUGUUUGGGUAUUUGCACAGUUCGCACAAUUUUUUCCUGAUUGUUACUGUGCAUAGAACGCAAGUUAUAUCCCUGAAUGUUUCUCGUAACGAUUGAUAAAAACAAAGCUGCAUGUUUUGGCGGAAACAUUAGGAUAACGUUUUGAUAUAUCUACUGCUAUGUUUUUUUAUUUUAUUUUGUGUACAUUUUAAAUCAGACUUCAUCUUUUUCUCGUACCUCAUCUAAACCUUAUACCUCAUUUACCGUAUUAUACCUCUGGGUCCAUGAGCCUCAUCACAUUUACUUCACUUUAUGGUCUUUGUAGAAUUUGAAAAUAUGCAAGCAGUUACCAAAAAUGAAUGCUGUAUAACUGAUCAAAGAGACUGAUAAAUUAGGCAAAUUAUCUGAACUUAGUAAUUUAAUAAGGCCCUCAUGAUGUAAUCAAGAGUUUUCCUCUGACUGUGAGAAAUGCAACUGCAGAAGAACAUAUACCUGUGAUUAUUUUAAAUGAUACAAGAGUGAAUUGGACAGUUCUUUAGAGAAGAUCUUCAGAUCUGUUUUAUUUUUGGGAAGGGAAAAAUUUAAAGAUUGUAGACACUAAAUGGAAUAUCUAAAUGGCCUAGCCCUUAUUUUUGAGUUUCUACAGUUUUGUUUACUUCUUCAUAUACAGUAUUUAGGCAAGGUAAAGUUGAUAGACACAACUGGCAAACAAGGAUAUAAUCCAGUUCCUCUCAGACUCUAAAUUUUUUAUUUUAUAUAUAUAUAUAUAUACACACACACACACAUACAUACACUGAGGCCAAGUUCAUAAGAGUCUCAUUACAACCAGCUGCAUUAGAUCACAAGUUGCUUUUUGUUGUUCUAUUGAUUACAGCAUGGCCUACAGUACUUCCUGUGCCCGUUUAAGAAAGAUCCCCAGGGAGACUAUUCACUCUAUCAGUGUAACAUCAUUUGAAAACACUUAGAAUCAAUUGAUCCCAGUUUGAAAUUGGAUAGUUUGUGCCGACUUGUGGGUAACCACUUUAAAGUGUUGUUUGCUUCUGAGUUCAAUUGAUUAAAAGAAAAAAGAAAAAAAGAGGAAGCAAAGCAUUUGGGGAAAAGAAAAAAAUAAUAUAUAAAUAUAAAGCACUGUUAUACAGCAGAACAAAAGCACAUGGCUCUCCCAAUAUAGUCUGCCUGAACUUCUCAUUUAAGUUUGUUUAUGACCGACAGGAAAGCGUAUCUCACCAAUGUUGUGUCGUAACUCAAUAUGAGAAUCAUUAAUAACAAAAAUACAAGUUUUUCCUUUCUGGUAUUAAGUGGCCCAUGAGAAUUUGUAUGUUCCUGUUCUUGCAAGCACCAUGCGUGUGUUUCUGGAUAUUUUGAAGUGGGUGAGCUUUCUACAAACUUCUUUCUGAAUGUGUGAUGUACCGCCUUGUUCGUACAUAUGUGUGGCAGGCCCACUUACAGAAGCAGUAUUGUAAUAUUAACCUUUGGGGUUCAUUUGCGGGACUGUUUCUGUUUUACACUUUAGGUAACAUUUAAAAUCUGAAAAUUGAAAGUGGUCAUGAUGAUUUGCCCCGCCGUUUUCUUGUAGGCUGCAGUUAUCUUGUCCUUUCAUGAGUAUUAACGUGCUUGCAUGUAGUUACCUGUGCCUUGUGUGAUGUUAGAUUAAUGGGAAUUGAAUAUCUUUGCCAAUGGGUGACUAUAGGAAAUAGGCAUGUGCCAAAACUGCUUCUGAAAGUCACGGAUGCGUUGAGCAUGGAUCUUUUUCUCAGUCUUUUUUCUUUAUGUAUAUUACCUCAUUAUAAACAAAAUAUUGACUUUAAAUUGUGGAUCAUCAGGCAUAUUUAUGUUGGAGAUAUGUUAACUAUGAUAAUGUUGCGUUUUACGCAUGGUAAGAGUGGAGAGUAGGCAGUUAGAUUUCUGAAAAUUGAUAGACAUCUGCACAUUAGAUGAUGAUAAUAGACAAAUAAAAGGACCAGCAUGGGUGACGGAAGCCCGUUUGAUGAGCUUAUGCAAUAAAGAAUGAAAGAUUUGCUGCUUCCACCAACACAGAUCUUCCCUGUCAUACAGUAUUAAUAUCAUAUUUGAUCUGAUGAAUAUUUAGCUGCAAAGUUUUCUCCCUGAAUCCCUGCUCUCUUUGAGAGGAAACUUUAAAUGUAUAUUUUUGCAUGCUGAUAAGGUCCUUAUAGACGGGUGGACGUAAAAUAUGGAUGUUGGAAAACAAGAGGAGGGAGAAAGAAAAAAAAUUAUAAUGUACCCAAAAAAAAAGGGAGCAUAUAUCGUUUGUUAGCUUGUGGUGAGUGGUUGACUAUAUGAUUGUAUUAUUUCUAGAUAGCUUUACAGAGUAAGGUACCUCGUUGAGCUCCAUUCAGAUGCCUUACCACAGCUCCUUAGCUUUUGGAAUCGAAUCAGAACUGGAAAACUGCCAAAGACCUCAUUCAAAUGAAACCUCAGCGUGUGAAUGUUUAUAAAUCGAUUUUUCACGUUUGCCCAAAGAUUUCUACAUUAGGCAUCGAUCAUACUUGUAUUUCGACAAGCUGUCGAUGUAUUGACAUAAAAGCGAAACACUCCUAGAACACGCCCCUGGACGUUGGCUUUUGUGUGUAACACGAGUUUUUGAGCAGGUGCCCUACAGGACCAAAGAUGGAGAAACGUUUGAAUCCAGCUCCCACAGUUCCCAAUGAAAACUGAUCUCUGACUGUGUGGUGGUAGAGUUUUAUUUGAAAAAGGAGUCAGACAGCCAUUUUGUGGGUUGUGAUGACCCAAGAGAGAUCAGUACAGAAAAAGCCACUAUGUAAAACCCCCUUUAGCGGUGAUUUGGACACUAUUAAAAGUGUAAGCUCUACUUUGAGAGACAAUUCACUUUUUAAGACUGAUACUGUAUGUCAUCUAGAUACUAUCUGGCUCAUUGGACAUUGAAGUCAAUGUUAUCAAACUCAGUGUCUUUGAAUUUCAGAUCAUUGCGAAUUUGUCUGUCUUUCUUCCUUGUUCCUUUUUUUUUUUUUUUUUUUUUUUUUUGGACCUCCGGUCUCUAAUUGUACGGGUUUUGUCACCAUUUCUGGUGUAUUCCAGCUUAUGACUUCUUCCUUACUGGGG
Cyprinus carpio (common carp) is the source of this 6797-nucleotide messenger RNA. Its product is annotated as E3 ubiquitin-protein ligase TRIM71-like. Lineage: Eukaryota; Metazoa; Chordata; Actinopteri; Cypriniformes; Cyprinidae. Gene Ontology annotation, molecular function: ubiquitin protein ligase activity; zinc ion binding; protein binding. Gene Ontology annotation, biological process: protein polyubiquitination; proteasome-mediated ubiquitin-dependent protein catabolic process. The record is from RefSeq and is a predicted model, not a curated record.